This is a messenger RNA of Ceratitis capitata (Mediterranean fruit fly), 4936 nucleotides long. RefSeq names its product E3 ubiquitin-protein ligase listerin (gene Ltn1). Gene Ontology annotation, cellular component: RQC complex; cytosol. Gene Ontology annotation, biological process: rescue of stalled cytosolic ribosome; ribosome-associated ubiquitin-dependent protein catabolic process. Gene Ontology annotation, molecular function: ubiquitin protein ligase activity; ribosomal large subunit binding. NCBI's taxonomy places the organism in Eukaryota, Metazoa, Arthropoda, Insecta, Diptera, Tephritidae. The record is from RefSeq and is a predicted model, not a curated record.
AUUGGGCUGUCGUGGAAAUGCCGUAUAAUAGUAUAUGUAAACAACUCAGAAGGGAAAGAUCUUUACGAUAGUUAGUGGUAAAUAGCAAUCGAUUUUGUUUUGUUUUCUUUCUACAUAUAUAAAUUGUGCGUUCAACAUGGAAAACAAAAGCAAGGGAUUGACUAAAGUUAAAAAGAACUCCAAACCUUCGAGCAGCAGCCGUAGCGCAGAGCUUCUUGGUUCUCAAAAAUGUAUUGCAUUCCCUACACAAACCCAUAAAAAAUUACAAGCAAAUAACAUUGUACAAUUUGGCGAAAACUUUUUCGACGAUUCUCCCGCUAACAAAAAUCUUCAGAAUGUGAUACGAAAACUUAAUAAAAAAGACCCGACCACGAAAAAGAAGGCUUUGGAAGAGCUUAUUCAUGAUAUAAAUGCAGCGAAUGUUGAAGAUGUGUCUUCAAUUUUACCCUUGUGGACUAAGGUCUAUCUGGUUUUAGCCUAUGAUCCGAUACACAAUGUACGUGAGUUAACACAGGAAGUGCAGAAAUUAAUUGCUUCGAAAAGUAAACGCAUGAUGGCUCCAUAUCUUAAGCAGUUGAUCCCAGUUUGGAUAUUUUCUUGUUUUGAUAAUUAUACUGCAGCUGCUUAUGUGGCUCGCGCAAGCCUUUUUGACACUUUUAAAGCAAACCGAAUUCAGGAAGUUUGCUUACAUUGUCAGUUAGAGAUCCUCGAAUAUGUGCGAAGCAAUCUUUUAGAAUCCUUGGAUAAAAAAAUGUUAGCUGAGAACUAUUUCUGCCAAAAUAAGGUUUAUGGGAGCCUUGAAGUACUUUCAUUUUUUACCGAACAUACCAUUACAGCGGAGUUAUCUUCGGAAUCGUAUAUAAUAUUGCGCUCGAUUCUUGAACAUAAAAGUUUUUGGGCCUAUGGAAAAAGCGGUGCAAAGUCAACGAGGGUAGCAUGGUUUAAAGUCAUCACCAACCUGAUUCAGACAACAUCUUGCAGCGAUAUACUUCUUAAAUGGAAAUGGGAGAUCAUUGAAAUAUCUUUUAAUGCAAUCGACGACUGUGAUCGAAGGUUGUCCUGCCAAGUUUGGAAUUGUGUAUUAGUUAUACAAUCAACAUAUGCGGAUUGGCAUAAAAAUGUGGACCUCAAGGUUACGAUUCAACCGAAGUUAUCUUCCAUAUUUCAAAAUAACUUUUUUAAUAACUACGAAAACAUCUGCCCUAAACUUUUAUCGUUUUGUUCGGCAAUAAUAUCGGCCUACUAUAAUAUUGAAAACUGGCAUUUAUUUUUCGAGCAGUUUUUAAGCGAUUUUAAACAGAUGUUUUCUUCACAAACGUUGAAUGCUCGUGAAAAAGAGCACAAAAUUAUUUUUAAUGCAUAUUUUGAUUGCUUGAGCUUUGUACUAAAUAAACUGAAUGGUACUGAAAAACAGUCUGAAGAGAAGGAGAAACUUCUAUUGGAAUUUAUGCAAAGAAAUAUAAUCCAACCCAUCGAAUGGUUAAUAAAUGCUAAUGAAAAUGCGACAGAAAAGUUAUUUUUUGACUUAACUGUCAAAAUGUUAAGUGAUAUCAAACCAAAUAGUCAAAACGAAGGUCGGCUACCCGAAAAUCUACUGAUUAUUUUUUGGACAGCGAUAUUUGAUUUAAUAUCUUCCUUAAUGUCUGGUCAAGAACAUUAUCCUCAAGGAAUUAUUAAUUUAUUUGAAAAUCUUGUCGGUUUGAAUGAAAGAAGCGUAAAUUCAGAACUAAAAUACGGAAUAAUGGAAAAAGACAUUGAAAGUAAAUUAAAGAAAGUGGCUGCAGAAUUGGUUUACCAUUGUUUAAGAAGAAUCGCUAAUAAAGAUAGUCCAAAAUGUGUUAAGCACGUGUUAGCUAUUGUAAACACGUUUCCAGAUUCUGAUUCUGAAUUCUUUGAAAAUAUAGCUAAAAAAUGCGAUAUAGUAGAGGCGAUUAAAAUAUUUUUUGAAGUAAUACCUACAGUGGAGAAAGAAAUGUAUAAAGAUGUUGCCGAGGUCAUUUUUAAAUUUCUCAAUUGUCUGGACGAGGACCAGCAGUUCACAGUCAUUAAGACGCAUAUAUUUUCAAUCCGUUCGAGUACUAUGCAAAUUUUAAUCUUAGAGCAAUUAUUUCUGCAAUCAUUAAACAUAGGAAAAAACAAAGAAUUGUUGUUAUCUUGUCCAGAAAUAAGAGAAUUACUAAUUAAAUUAACAAAAAGCCUUUUAAUUAACAAGCCAAAAGAAACUAUUAAUUGGUUGAAUAAACUAUUUUUGCAAAAUGGAGAUGGCAAGUUUUACGUAGGAUCAAAAACAGUCGAUACAUUGGUUUGUACAAUAUUUGAAUCUACUGAAAUAGAAGAGAAGAGGGAAAGAAUUGAACUAUCUGCCGAUAUUAUAUUACAACUAAUCCCAAAACUAUUUUCAUUAGAAAAUGUCUUAAUUGAAACGAAACAAAAAAUCUUUUUGAAGUUGUUCACAUUCAUAUUGCAAAAGUCUGCUGAUAGUUUACUAACAGAGGAUGCGCUUCUUAAACUGACGUUGUGUUGGGAGAACAUACUGUGUGAUGAAAAUAUUGUGACUGAAAACAUAAUUUCAGAGUGCACAACGAAUUUGCGAUUUCAAAAAAAAAUUACCAUUGCAAGUACAUUGAAAUGUGCAGAUUUAGCAAUCCGACUUAUAGUAGAUACUACUAGAAAAAGCACAACAAAUGAAACGAGAUAUACUACAUUAAACAAUCGAGUUCGUAUGAUUGUAACCACCAACGACAUAUCUGAAUUGCAAGAGCAAUUGAGUUACUACACUUCGUCCAUAGAAGCGAUAAAAGGGAUAAUUUCCACCAAAGAAGAACUGAGGUAUCAAUAUUUCAACAUGAAGAAUGUUAGCACUAUCUUACAACGUGCACUGUUAAAUGUAUAUAUUAUAAAAGGAAUGUAUAAUAAUUUAAAUAAUGAGGAGCUAGAAGAAGAAAGUGCAAUAGCUUGCAACUUAUGUCAUGAACUACUAAAUUGUAUAUACAUCACCUCAACUGUUGAAAGUGUACUUCAAAUUCAAACGGAGGAAAGUAAUCUUGCUCUCUUCGUUAAAGAACUUCAAGAUCAAAUAAAGACUAUACUACAAAAUGAGACUACUCUGUCAGAAAAGACGCACGAUAUGCUCAUUCAUAACGCUAAGACCAAUAAAACUAUUUCACAUUCCCGAUCCUUACCCAUUCUCAUUUCACAUCAUCGAUUUGCGCAGUUUGAAGAAAGUGCCGCAAUCAUCUUUAUAGAGGAAAUGUUCAAACAUUUUUGUAAUGAAGAGGACUUAAGUGUUUAUAUCAACGUCUUGCAGUAUCAAAUACCAGAACUAAGUCAUAGAAGUGUAUCGAUUAACAAUAUUUUCCAUUGUGCAAAGUCAACCGACAUUUGGCUCAAAUGCUCAGCACUACGCUGUCUCGUCAUAAAUUAUUUUAAGCACAAUGAAAUGGAAGCAGCUGAUAAGGUAAUAUCUGGACAAUUAUUGGGCUUCGCUCGAGAAAUAAGUGAAAAGCUUCUAACUGAAAAGGCUGGAAUAUAUGAUACGGAUAUAAAUAAGCUCAGCUAUAUUGAAGUUGUUGAGUUAAUAGAAUAUAUUCGGUUGCUAACAGAGAUGCUGAAAAACAUGCCGUGGUGUCUGGGCAGUAAGGAGUGGGAUAGCAUUACAAUUGGCUUGAGUUCGUGGGUGCCGAGCAUUCUCAAAUCUGCAAAAAAUUUGAAAAUACCACAGGUGGCAUUAUUUACGGUACAUGUUUGCAAGUUAUUUUCCACAUUCGUGGGAUUCAUGAACGCAGAAAAGAACAGCAGCUCAACCUUAUUGGUUAAAAAGACUAUUGAUGAGUGGUGUUCACUAUUUGCAAAAGAUGUGAAUUGCAAAUUAUUCCAAUCAUUUUAUGAACUACUAAAGAUUCAAGAGAACUUCACAACGGAGUACUUUUCAUUGAUUUUCAGCGAAAUAAGACCAUCGAUAUUACAUUUGGAUUUGGACGCAGUUUACUUGUUUUGCAAGAACUCAUCGAAUAUUAAUUUGAAAAACAUGUUCGAUACUCUGCUCCAAAACUUCUCUAAUCCCAAUAUCAUUGUGAGAAGGACGUGUUAUUACAUAUUACGAGAAUUAACCAAUUUCUACGUCGUUGACGAUAGUAAGAACAUCCACUCCGUUGAUAACGACUUAAAACAUUGUGAAAAAACUCAACACUUUUUGCAAUUAUUUGAAAGCUUUAUAAUAUCCCAACAGCCGUAUGUUGAUAAGUAUUUACUGGAAUUCAGCUUUAAAAUCACAGAAAUAGAUGAAUUCUCGAAAAUCGACAGAGAAAAGGCUUUUACUUACCUACUGAUGUGGGACUGUAUAAUACAUGCUUGUGUCAAAUCACCAUUGGCUAUGCGUACUAUUUACACAUCAUGGCUAUAUGAAAACAAAUUUUUUGAGAAAUUUUUACAUUUUGUAAUACGUUUGAUGCCGAUAGAAAUUUUGAAAAACCAUGACAAUAAAUUUCUACCAAGCGAAAUUUUCAACAUUCUCUCCUGGGAAAAACUUAACGAUGAAAACUUAACUCUUGAAAGAUAUGCCUGCCAUUUAUAUACUGAGGUUUUAAAAAAACUACCAGCCGUAGUUCGCAAGUGGUGGAAUAUAUCUUCAUCUCGCCAAAAAACUUUUGUGGACAGACUGACUACAAAUUUCGUAUCACCUUUAAUCUGCGAAGGAGAGUUGUCAUCGAUAAGCGCUAAUAAAGAGAAAAAUGAAAAUAUGCAAGUGACAGUUCAUUUCUCCACCAGAGAAGUAAUAGCAGUUUAUUUCAUUGAUGAAGUUCGAACGGAACUAACAAUUGUUCUUCCAUCUAAUUAUCCGUUGGGUCCGGUAAAAGUUGAUUGUGGAAAAAAUAUUGGUGGGCGUUUAUCGUCGCGCAAUGACGCCUUGCAAUUGGCUUUAUUCUUAAAUCACCAG